AUGUAUUCAUCCAAGAACAGCACACCAGAUUCAUCCAGUGAUAGCUAUGAUUCAGAUCAUCAUGGCCUAUUUCCAGACAUCUACUCUAUGAUGAUGAGCCGUGGAGUUAUCAUUGAUAAAUCUCAGAUGACAAUUUUUCCAGCGGACUUUGGCCUUCCAGAAACAGAUAUUAAUAUUGAUAUUUCCAUCACUAAGAAGAAAGAAACCAAGCGUACAUUGUUCUCAGACUCACAACGCUCAAUAUUGAUGCAUUGGCUGAAGAAUCAUCAGAGCAAUCCAUAUCCAACAUCCUCCGAAAAGCAGGAUUUGAUGGACAAAACCGGACUCAAUAGAGAUCAGAUCAAUGUUUGGUUCGCAAACAACAGAGUUCGCCACGGUAUGUCAUGCUCAUCUCACCAUCAUGGCAAAAAUUCUCACCAGCAUUCAUAUUCAUAUCGCUCUACACAUUAA
Molecule: messenger RNA, 450 nt
Organism: Trichomonas vaginalis G3
Lineage: Eukaryota; Parabasalia; Trichomonadida; Trichomonadidae
Product: DNA binding
Exons: 1
Coding region: 1-450 (149 amino acids)
Biological process (GO): regulation of transcription by RNA polymerase II
Molecular function (GO): DNA-binding transcription factor activity, RNA polymerase II-specific; RNA polymerase II cis-regulatory region sequence-specific DNA binding
Source: RefSeq, a predicted model, not a curated record